Plenodomus lingam JN3 is the source of this 336-nucleotide messenger RNA. RefSeq lists its product as uncharacterized. Lineage: Eukaryota; Fungi; Ascomycota; Dothideomycetes; Pleosporales; Leptosphaeriaceae. The record is from RefSeq and is a predicted model, not a curated record.
AUGUGCUUCUACGACCAGCACCGCUUUGCCUGUGGCGAUUGGAAGUGGGGUCACUUCCGACAACACUGUGCCAAGGAAUACCGAAUUGGCGAAACCUGUGGCAUGAAGCUUAUCAUGCAAACCAUCCCUACGGGCACCAAGUGCAAGCUUUGCGAGAAGAUCGAAACAAAAAUGCGCCGUCGGGCCGCCGAAGUCGAGAGGAUUGCGCGGUGGGAGCGCGAACCACACAAGUUUGGUGCCUCCAUCGGCAAAGCAUACGAGCUGAUUCGCGGCCUGGACGGAGAGAUCUAUGAGCUUGGUUGCGAGCGGAGUCGCAGACUGCAACAGAUCUACUAA